This is a messenger RNA of Cydia strobilella, 2673 nucleotides long. Its product is annotated as protein TEX261. The transcript is spliced from 5 exons. The record is from RefSeq and is a predicted model, not a curated record. Gene Ontology annotation, biological process: endoplasmic reticulum to Golgi vesicle-mediated transport. Bases 100 to 702 code for a protein of 200 amino acids. Gene Ontology annotation, cellular component: Golgi membrane; endoplasmic reticulum membrane; COPII-coated ER to Golgi transport vesicle. Gene Ontology annotation, molecular function: COPII receptor activity. Lineage: Eukaryota; Metazoa; Arthropoda; Insecta; Lepidoptera; Tortricidae.
UGACGUAACGUUUGUCAUUGACCUAGCACUUGACAACGCGUAUAGCCUCAAAAAUAUUCAAAAAAUAUCAAAACAAACGUAAAAAUACAUAAAGAAAACAUGUGGUUCUUUUACUUAAUAACUAUUAUAUCACUAGUAGUGCAAGUUGUAUUUGCCACAUUAGCUUUAGCGGCAGGGCUUUACUACUUAGCUGAGCUGGUGGAAGAGUACACAGUUAUGGCCAAAUACGUGAUCUCAUGGACAGUUGCAAUAGUCACACUCAUCCACAUCGGCCUGCUAGUAUUUGAAGACCUGCCCCUCCACAUGGACAUCCUAGGCAUCAUACAGCAAGCGCUGCAUGCGCUCCUCCUUAGAGAAUUCCCCGCGGUGCGGGUGGCCAGCGCACCUUUCAUUGCGGCAGUCGGAACGCUUAUAGCACACCACUAUUAUGCGAUGAAGUUCUUUGGAGCUGUGCAUUACGCGUUUUCUGAGGUGCUGGCAUAUUUCACGCUAUGCCUGUGGAUGGUGCCGUUCGCUCUGUUCGUGUCUCUAUCAGCUAACGACUACGUGCUGCCCACUACGGGGGAGAAACAACCGCUACUUAGUGACAACAACGUAGUGACGGACUACCUGUCUCGCAAGUCCAAGCGGUACUCUCUUCUCUCGUUCUUCAGCUUCGCCAAGGACUCUAUACUGCCGCAGCGGAGCAAGAAAGCUUUCUAGACCACUUUCUAAAAUGAUAGUAAUACAAGAACGUAGUGACGUACACCUGUCUCGCAAGUGUUAUGGUACUCGCUGCUCUCGUUCUUCAGCUUCGCCAAGGACUCUAUACUGCCGCAGCGGAGCAAGAAAGCUUUCUAGACCACUUUCUAAAAUGAUAGUAAUACACGAACGUAGUGACGUACACCUGUCUCGCAAGUGUUAUGGUACUCGCUGCUCUCGUUCUUCAGCUUCGCCAAGGACUCUAUACUGCCGCAGCGGAGCAAGAAAGCUUUCGAGACACUUUCUAAAAUGAUAGUAAUACAAGAACGUAGUGACGUACACCUGUCUCGCAAGUGUUAUGGUACUCGCUGCUCUCGUUCUUCAGCUUCGCCAAGGACUCUAUACUGCCGCAGCGGAGCAAGAAAGCUUUCUAGACCACUUUCUAAAAUGAUAGUAAUACACGAACGUAGUGACGUACACCUGUCUCGCAAGUGUUAUGGUACUCGCUGCUCUCGUUCUUCAGCUUCGCCAAGGACUCUAUACUGCCGCAGCGGAGCAAGAAAGCUUUCGAGACACUUUCUAAAAUGAUAGUAAUACAAGAACGUAGUGAGGUAUACCUGUCUCGCAAGUGUUAUGGUACUCGCUGCUCUCGUUCUUCAGUUUCGCCAAGGACUCUAUACUGCCGCAGCGGAGCAAGAAAGCUUUCGAGACCACUUUCUAAAAUGAUAGUAAUACAAGAACGUAGUGAGGUAUACCUGUCUCGCAAGUGUUAUGGUACUCGCUGCUCUCGUUCUUCAGCUUCGCCAAGGACUCUAUACUGCCGCAGCGGAGCAAGAAAGCUUUCGAGACCACUUUCUAAAAUGAUAGUAAUACAAGAACGUAGUGACGUACACCUGUCUCGCAAGUGUUAUGGUACUCGCUGCUCUCGUUCUUCAGCUUCGCCAAGGACUCUAUACUGCCGCAGCGGAGCAAGAAAGCUUUCGAGACCACUUUCUAAAAUGAUAGUAAUACAAGAACGUAGUGACGUACACCUGUCUCGCAAGUGUUAUGGUACUCGCUGCUCUCGUUUUUUAGCUUCGCCAAGGACUCUAUACCAGGGAUGUUGCGGAUGCCGAUUUUUUGACAUCCUUAGAUGCGGAUGCGGAUUUUUAAGGGCUCACAUCCGCGGAUGCGGAUGCGGAUGUCGAGAUUGGGCACAUAAAAAACGUCAAAUAUCACACUUUAGUAAUUUUUAUGAAAAAAAAACGAAACUUAGUAUUUGAACAAGACUAUAGUUGCCCCACAAUCGCAUUACAAUACUAAAGUCCAAAUAAAACAAACUUUUCACUUCUUGUCGCUGUCCGUCAUAGGCUAAAGUGCUCGAUCGACUAAUCACAAAAACGUAACGAGAUUCCUAUUGGCUAAUGACGAAAUUACCUAGCACUUACGCCGCCGCUAAGACGUUCCUGUACCUACCUGUUCCACAUCCGCAUCGAUUUUAUGCGGAUGCGGAUGUUGUAAAUAAUGCGGAAGUUCCGCGGUUGCGGAUGCGGAUGCGAAUAUUCGCAACAUCCCCGCUCUAUACUAGCCCAGCGGAGCAAGAUGCUUUCUAGAGUAUUCUAGACCAUUUUCAAUAUCAUGCGCUCCGAUUCCUCAUGAAACCUGUAUGUAUCUUGGUCUAUUUUUAUUGACAAAAUAAAAAAGACUAUCGUAAUGCAUCAAUGACGUUUUGCAUGAGUAAUGGAAUAAAAUCGCUUUUUAAUACUAUAAAGCAGUAACUUGAAUGUGGCAUAUUCUUGUGUCACACCUGGGCAAAGGACUGUCUCAUUUCAAACAUAGACAGAGAGAAUCAUACUAUCUUUGUCUUACACUAGUAUAUACUAGCACCCAAAAGAAAAGGAUGAGUAUAGUUUUAUAGGGUUCCGUACCAAAGGGUAAAAACGGGACCCUGUUACUAAGACUCCGCUGUCCGUCUGUCUGUCUGUCACCAGGCUGUAUCUCAUGAACCGUGAU